Messenger RNA from Heterocephalus glaber (naked mole-rat), 3485 nucleotides. The record is from RefSeq and is a predicted model, not a curated record. NCBI's taxonomy places the organism in Eukaryota, Metazoa, Chordata, Mammalia, Rodentia, Bathyergidae.
UCCGCCUCCAGACCGCUGUGUCUCGGGCCCUAGGGGCUAAAGGAGGAUGCGGGCUCCACGCUGGUGUUACGCCCAGGGCCAGGACCCGGCUGAGACGCGAAACUCCCAGCGGGUCAGGGACUCUCGGGGCUCCGGCCCUGGUGUCCUACCUGGGAGUUGGGGCACCCUGGACGCCACCCAAGCCUCAAUGGCCCGGGCAGGCUGGCUAAUGCCCAGCGGGGCCACCAGGCCGCGCCCGCGACUCCCCGAGGUGCACUGCCGUCCGCCUGGACCCAAACCUGGCCUCCUCUGCCGCCUCGGGAGCCUCGCUGUGACACCGAGACAGCGACAGGCGGCCCUGGGCCCGGGGCAGGAGGGUCCGUGCCGCCUGGCUCGUGCCUGGCUGCCUGCUCGCUGCCCGUGGUCUCCUCUGCUGCGCCCUGGCACAGAUCCGGUCCUGUCCCGGUCCUGUCCCGCGCCCUCUGCGUCUGUCCCGUCUGCGCGUGGCUCCCCGCGUCCCUGCUUUCUGCUCCCUUUUCUCCCUGUGUGCACUGCACUGUCCCUGGGCUCUGCCACCGUCUGUGUGCGAUGUCCCGGCCUACGUCUUUCUCUUUCUGUGCGUCUCUGCCUGUUUCUUCCCCUCCCUGUGUGUGUGUGUGUGUGUGUGUGUGUGUGUGUGCGCGCGCGCGCGUGUGUGUGUGUGUGGUACUGCUAACUGACCCCAGAGCUAUCCACUGAGCCCAUCUCCAGCCCUUUUUUAUUCUUUAUUUUGAGACCUGCUCUCGCUGAGUCACUAAGUUGCCCAGCCAGGGCUUGAACUUGGGGCCCUCCUGCCUCAGCCUCCCAGAGCGCUGGGAUGACAGGUGUGCGCCGCCAUGGCCGCCCGUGACGUUUCGGGUCUGCGUUCACCCUGUAUCUGUGGCCUUCUGCUCUCCCCGCCGCGGCGGGCCUGUCCGGCGGCGGAUGUGAGGGAUGAUUCAGUGGUGACAGGAAGCUGCCGCCUCGCCUGCUGCCCUCCAGAGGCCACAGCGCCGGCUGCUGGAGCAGUGCGGGGAUGGGGCGUCCUCAGUGAGGAGCCAGCUCAGGCAACAACAGUGUUGCAGGCAGGGACAGCGGAGGACAUGGGCCCCGAGGUGGAGCUGCUGUGGCCGGGGUCGGCGCUGCUGCUGCUGCUGCUGCUGCUGCUGGGGGCCGUGGCCGUGGCCGGGCUGUGUGUGCACUGCUCCCGCCCAGGCCCGAAGAGGACAGAGAAAAUCUACGAGCAGAGAAACCUGCAAGAGAGGCAGCAGAGCUUCUCAGUGGCUUCUCGGACCUAUUCCUCGAUCAGGCAGGCAUGGCCGGGACCCCUGACGGACACAGCCCCUGCAGGGAAGGACAAGCUGCUGCACUUCUCCACCCUGCUUGAGGACCCUGCGUCCCCCCGGUACCAGAACUUCAGCAAAGGGAGCAGACGAGAGUCUGACGCCUACAUAGACCCCAUUGCUGCAGACUAUUACAACUGGAGCUGCUCCUGGAAGCCCCUCCAAGAUGAGGACGACACCAACUCCUACGAGAACGUGCUCGUCUGUCAGCCUCGGAGCAGGAGCGCAGAGUCAGCAGGCAGAGAGGAGUCUGGGGACUAUCAGAACUCAGCAUCCAUCCAGCAGUUGCAGGAGUCCCCAUGGGCCCCAGCUCAAUUCACCGGACCUUACAAAAUCAAGGGCAGGGACAAGACUCAGCAGCAGAGCACUUGCCCGGUGCCUGGGUUCCCUGCCCUGCACCUCCAUCCAUCUGUCCAUCCAUCCGUCCAUCAGCAAGAGCCUAAAGGGGCGAAGCCAGGACCUUGCCCAUCAGCCCCCAGCACAGGGCUUUCCUAACUGCUCACCUUGAUGAACUCCAGCUUCAGGUAUUCAGCCAUCUGGAAAGUUUUACACACGCGGAACACAUUGCCAAUGACGUCCUCUGGUGAGUAGCCCAGGUGCCACAGAUGGGCGAGGAUCUGGCCAGAGGGGACACGGGAGCCUAACGCGGUUCAUCUGGACCACCCAUGUGGUUGGGGGUCACCUUAGCCUCAUGCUUCAGGGGACCCGAGGAGCCUACAGCCUGACACUCUCUGGUCCAGUGGGGUCAACUUGUCUCCCAGGGCAGACUCAGCACUGCGAGUGUUUCCGCCGGCCUUUGGGAUGGCCCCUAUGGCGUCAGGCUGUGUCUUCACCUGGGCUCUUUCUUCUUUGGAGUCAGGGUCUAGCUAUGUAGUUCAACCUGGCCUUGAACUUGUGGCGAUUCUCCUGCCUCAGCCUCCUCAGUGCUGGGAUCACAGGCAUGGGCCACUGGACCUGACUCACCUGGUGGUUUUUUGGGUUUUUUUGGUAUCAGAGAUUGAACUCGGGACCUUGCGCUUGCAAGGCAGGUGCCAGAACCACUGAGCUAAAUCCCCGGCCAUCACCUGGUGGUCUUAAAACACUGAAUGUACCCGCCAAAUGCUCGGAGCAGGGGCGGCAGAGUCCUCAUCAAUGGGCCUUGCAGGACUGCAGAGCCAAGUGGCCUGGGCAGCAAAGCCCAGGUCCUGGCCUCCGACCUCACUGCCCUGUCCACACUAGGGGUCUGGAGCCUUGGUCUGGGCAUCUCAGGGUGAAUUCAGGCUCCCCUCAAGGCCACACAGUGAGGGCCCUUGGACCGCGCUCCCUGCCUCAGUCUCCCUGCCUGGAACUCCAGUGCCAUGUCAAGUCAGAUCCCACCGUGGGACUAAGUUAGGCUGGAACCCUCCACCCCUCCUCCCCAGUUGACUUCCGGUGCAGCAAGUCCAGCCCAGAGCUCCCGACCGGAAGGCGAGGCUGGGAGGGAGCGGCUCACCUUGUAGGCCUCAUCGAUGUUGGCACUCACGCAGUGCUGGAGCAUCUCCUUCACCAGCAGGGGGUGGGGCUCAUCACAGACCUGGCCGCAAGGAGAAAGAGGUGCCUGAGGGGUGGAGGCUCCAAGCUCCCAGCCAUCCAUGGCCUCCUUCCCAGCUCGAGUCUCCACCCAGCUCUCCGGCAGGGCGAGAUCUGAGGAAGCCAACCAGAAGUUUCCAGCGCCCUGAUAACGAAUUCCUCAAAGACACAACAAAUGAUCAUAAAGCAACCAGGAGUCAGAAAGGAAUCUUCACUAGGUCACUGAGCAGUCAUGUGCCCAGAACCACGGGGAAUCCAUGUAAGAACCAGGUUGAUCUGGAACCCUGGAGGCAGGAGGAGCGCAAGUUUGAGCCCAACCUGAGCAACUUAGCAAGAUCUUAUAUUAAAAAAUAAAAAAGGACUAGGAAUACAGCUCAGUGUGAUGGCCCAGCAUUCAAUCCCUAGUUCUGGGGGGAAAAAUAGUAGUGCCAUGCUGAGACAGCCCAAGGCCUCCUCACGGGUGUGAUGGGAAACUCGAGCAGGUCAGGCUCCCCGCACCCUCCUGGGGGCAGCACAGCUGAGCACUGUGCCCUUCCUUCAGAAGCCACCCCACUUCUGCCCCAGCCACCGCUGAGGUGGCACAGCCAGGCCACGGCC